Tachyglossus aculeatus (Australian echidna) is the source of this 1850-nucleotide messenger RNA. RefSeq lists its product as uncharacterized. Bases 1 to 1764 code for a protein of 587 amino acids. The transcript has 8 exons. Lineage: Eukaryota; Metazoa; Chordata; Mammalia; Monotremata; Tachyglossidae. The record is from RefSeq and is a predicted model, not a curated record.
AUGUUCCCCCUCCAUCUCUGCCCCGAGGCCGGGUUGGAGCCGGGCGCCCGAACUACCCGCCCCGUGAGCCUCGGCGCCCCCGGAGUGACGCGGUGGAAACCUGCUGCAUUGCCCCCUGGGAACUGGAGUCCUCAGGCCCGUCCGGCUUUGCUAAGUCGUCACGGUUGGAACUACAACUCCCAGCGGGCAGUGCGCCCGAGGCCCCCGCUUCGGCUGCUCGUCGUGGGGGAUGCUGGGAAAUGGAGUCCCCCCCCUGCCCGCCAAGCCGCUUUGGGUCUACGGAAGAAGUUGACGCGUUCCGGGAGGGGGCGCAGAGGAGGGCGCGCGGGUCCUCCCCGCCGGCCGGAGCGGCCGGAUGCGGUCACCAUAGAGACGAGGAAACCGGAAGCGGGGGGGAGGGCGAGGUCCGGCUUGGGAAUCUCGAUCCGGCUCGAUAAAGCAUUCUCCACCAAGAUUUCCGAAGACACACUUGCCCCUUACUGCUUCCGAGAGGAAGGAAAUCCCAAGUUCCUACGGGGGACCAGCUUCCAGGAGUCAUCGAAUCUCUUCGCUGCAGACUUGCCCCCUUACUGCUUCGGGAGGAAGAAAAUCCCAAGUUCCUACGGAGGACCGGCUUCCAGGAGUCAUCAAAUUGGCGGAGGAAGGAGUUGGGACCGUCUUUCGGGCCCUAAGAUCUUGUCACUGCAGACUUGCUCCCUUACUGCUUCUGGGAGGAAGGAAAUCCCAAGUUCCUACGGAGGACCGGCUUCCAGGAGUCAUCGAAUUGGCGGAGAAAGGAGUUGGGACCGUCUUUCAGGCCCUAAGCUCUCGUCAUUGCAGACUUGCUCCCUUACUGCUUCUGGGAGGAAGAAAAUCCCAGUACUGCUUCUGGGAGGAAGAAAAUCCCGAGUUCCUACGGAGGACCGGCUUCCAGGAGUCAUCAAGUUGGCGGAGAAAGGAGUUGGGACCGUCUUUCGGGCCCUAAAAUCUCGUCACUGCAGACUUGCUCCCUUACUGCUUCUGGGAGGAAGGAAAUCCCAAUACUGCUUCUGGGAGGAAGAAAAUCCCAGUACUGCUUCUGGGAGGAAGAAAAUCCCGAGUUCCUACGGAGGACCGGCUUCCAGGAGUCAUCAAGUUGGCGGAGAAAGGAGUUGGGACCGUCUUUCGGGCCCUAAAAUCUCGUCACUGCAGACUUGCUCCCUUACUGCUUCUGGGAGGAAGAAAAUCCCAAGUUCCUACGGAGGACCAGCUUCCAGGAGUCAUCGAAUUGGCGGAGAAAGGAGUUGGGACCGUCUUUCGGGCCCUAAGAUCUCGUUGCUGCAGACUUGCCCCCGUACUGCUUCUGGGAGGAAGGAAAUCCCAAGUUCCUACGGAGGACCAGCUUCCAGGAGUCAUCGAGUUGGUGGAGAAAGGAGUUGGGACUGUCAGGCCCUAAGAUCUUGUCACUGCAGACUUGCUCCCUUACUGCUUCUGGGAGGAAGAAAAUCCCAAGUUCCUACGGAGGACCAGCUUCCGGGAGUCAUCGAAUUGGCGGAGAAAGGAGUUGGGACCGUCUUUCGGGCCGUAAGAUCUCUUCACUGCAGACUUGCUCCCUUACUGCUUCUGGGAGGACGGAAAUCCCAAGUUCCCACGGAGGACCAGCUUCCAGGAGUCAUCGAGUUGGCAGAGAAAGGAGUUGGGAAUGUCUUCCGCCCCUCGUCCCUAGGGUGCCCAGUGGCAGGGGAUCGCUCGGCCUGGCACCCGGAGGGGCUGGAUGCGGGCCGACAUCUCAUACUAAAGCCCUGAGCUUCUCCAUUCGCUCUCCUUCCUGCCCUGGCAGUCGAGCCGCGACCCCAGCCCCAGGGAACUGGUUGUAUGGCUCAUCGCCGCCU